Molecule: messenger RNA, 756 nt
Organism: Phoenix dactylifera (date palm)
Lineage: Eukaryota; Viridiplantae; Streptophyta; Magnoliopsida; Arecales; Arecaceae
Product: HSP20-like chaperones superfamily protein
Source: RefSeq, a predicted model, not a curated record
CCAAAAAAAAUCCGUCUCUAUUGGCUGUUCUCACCUGUCUUCCCAUGGAGCUCCUCCCCUACCAUCACCACGCCUUCCCCUGGCGCUUCUUCCUCGCCCGAUCCUUCCUCUCCCCACCCAACACCACCAUCCCUCCGUCCAACUAUGUCCAUUGGAACGAAACACCGGAAUCCCAUAUCUACACCGCCAACAUAACUGGUGUGAGGAAGGAGGACAUCAGAGUAGAGGUGGAGGACUCGAGGUACAUGGUGAUAAGGACGGAGGAGAGCGAGGACGGCGGGGAGUCGCCGGAGAGGGACCGGAGGAGCUUCAUGAGGAAGUUCCGGCUGCCGCAGAUGGUGAACGUCGAUGGGAUCUCGGCGGGGUAUGAGGAUGGGGUGCUGACGGUGACCGUGCCCAGAUCCAUAUCUAGGGGAAGGCUCAUCGUUGAUCCCCAAGAUUUGGCGGCCCAGGCCCACCAUUCGGUGGCCCGUGCCGCUUGAACAUUCGAUCAUAUUACUCGAUUGGAUUUAAUUUAUGGGCCAUUUGUUGGUGACUGUCAUAUGUUAGAAAGUAGGAAUUUGAUUCUGGGUCACCUUGUUGGUAUCAAGUUAGGCUGUCACAUGUGGUUUGAACUCGGUGUGGUACUAGUAGAUUUAGAUACAUCCAUGCAAGUGGAAAGAUUAGAACCUUGUUGUUAUUUGGAAUUGAUGGUUUGUCAUCCUUUGAUUUGUUACUGGUUGUUUUAUAUAUAUAUAUAUUUUCCUCUUUUUAAUC